This is a messenger RNA of Toxorhynchites rutilus septentrionalis, 1445 nucleotides long. It is a transcript of the gene Parp16, whose product is annotated as protein mono-ADP-ribosyltransferase PARP16. NCBI's taxonomy places the organism in Eukaryota, Metazoa, Arthropoda, Insecta, Diptera, Culicidae. Gene Ontology annotation, cellular component: nuclear envelope; membrane; endoplasmic reticulum tubular network. The coding region runs from base 303 to 1376 and encodes 357 amino acids. The record is from RefSeq and is a predicted model, not a curated record. Gene Ontology annotation, molecular function: kinase binding; NAD+ poly-ADP-ribosyltransferase activity; protein serine/threonine kinase activator activity. The transcript has 2 exons. Gene Ontology annotation, biological process: endoplasmic reticulum unfolded protein response.
ACAAAACACAAUACGCUAGUGCCGAAGCUCGCUCCUGAUCAGUCUGUCUCUUUCACGCUACAAGCAAAUAAUUCCCCUUCUGCUUUCUUCCGUACUGCUUUCAUAUACCGCUCCCCUACCCAACUUAGUGACGAAACGGCCUCACCUAGUACCAUAGACCCGUCUUGCUCAGUUCCAGACCAUUAUUUUAUCGGCAUUUCAUAAAAUCGUUUUAUUAGGUUUUAUGUUACUUCUAAAUUCUAGUUUUUCUUUCGCGAAUAGAUUGUAGUUUUGAGGCGCUUACCAGUGGGUGAAAAGCAAAGAUGGGCUCCAACGGGGAUCUGGAACACAAGCGAUUAGUUUUGAGGGAAAUAAUCGACAAAGAUACAAAAGCUGCGGAUCUACGGAUAUCAUUAUUCGUGGCCGCCGCCAAAUCAUACAAGUAUGACUCGUGUUUACAACCAUUUCCACCGAAAUUUCUGGUUAAUAAGGAAAAAAACAUCCAGAAGUUGAAACGAAUAUUGGAUGAGCUGCCUUCACUGAAUGAAUUAGAACUAUCAAAGCUGAGUGAGGACUCAUUACACCUUCUUCACUGGAUCAUUUGCAUCCAAAAUGAGCCUGGCUUACGAACAGUGCCAAAACCUGAAUUUGAUUCAAUACUUGCCAAAGCCCCGUGCUUGGUCUCAUUCCAGAGACCUCACGCAAUAUUUGAAGUGCUUCAUCGAACGGAUGCACCCUCCGAGAAGGCGUUCCAGCGAAAUUUGCACCAAUUCAACUCUUCCUAUGCUUACCACGGAAGUAAACUUUUUAAUUUUUACUCGAUUUUGAACUACGGAUUGCAGCAGCAUCUGAACAAGACUGCGCUGUUUGGGGAAGGACUUUAUCUCUCGGCAGAGCUGCACGUUAGUGAAAUGUUUGCGCCUUUUGGUUCGAGCUGGUCCGAAUCGGCACUAGGGAAUCUGCUCGCUUGUACUGUCCUCUGUGAAUAUGUAGAUAAUCCCGCUUAUGUCAAGUGCCAGAUAGAGAAUCAACAGUCUGUGAUACCCGAGAAAUACAUACUGAUCAAAAAUAACGAUCUGGUUCAGAUUAGAUAUUUACUAGUUUACGGAACUAAGCGAGCUGCGAUAGCCAGUAUAAAAGAAUCAUUUGGAAGCAGGACUUCUACACUUCGUUCGCUGGAUGUGAACAGGAAUCAUGCAGCACCAAAAAAUCGUUGCAUACGUUGGAUGACGGCGAACAAAAGCUGGUUGCUAGCUGGUGGAUAUUUCCUUAUGCUGUUUGCGGUUGGAUUCAUGAAUAGUCGGAAUGCACAUUAUAUGAAGCAGAUGUUCAUGCAGAAAAUAAAUCACAUGUGUAAUACACUGUUUGGCAAUAUUGGUGAAACACAACGAGCCUAGAGAAGAUAAGAACUGGGUGAAAAAUGUUGCUAUAUUAUUUGCAGGUACAAAGAAUGGGUUAUUAAGAAA